Messenger RNA from Pieris napi, 510 nucleotides. It is a transcript of the gene RpL32, whose product is annotated as 60S ribosomal protein L32. The transcript has 3 exons. Gene Ontology annotation, cellular component: ribosome; cytosolic large ribosomal subunit. NCBI's taxonomy places the organism in Eukaryota, Metazoa, Arthropoda, Insecta, Lepidoptera, Pieridae. Gene Ontology annotation, molecular function: structural constituent of ribosome. The coding region runs from base 81 to 485 and encodes 134 amino acids. The record is from RefSeq and is a predicted model, not a curated record. Gene Ontology annotation, biological process: translation.
GUCUAUACCUUCUUCCUUUUUGUGCGGCCGUGUCACCGCGUGGUUCACAGCCGUGUUUCGUGUAAGAAACAAAACUCAAAAUGGCAAUCAGACCUGUAUAUAGGCCUACUAUCGUCAAAAAGAGGACGAAAAGAUUCAUCAGACAUCAAUCGGAUCGCUAUGACAAACUUAAACGCAACUGGCGUAAACCCAGAGGUAUUGACAACAGAGUCCGUAGGCGUUUCAAGGGACAGUACUUGAUGCCCAGCAUUGGAUACGGUUCAAACAAGAAGACACGUCACAUGCUACCCAAUGGCUUCCGCAAGGUGCUAGUACACAAUGUCAAAGAGCUAGAGAUCCUUAUGAUGCAAAACCGUAAAUACUGUGCGGAGAUUGCUCACGGUGUAUCCUCCAAGAAGCGGAAGGCGAUUGUCGAACGUGCCCAACAGCUCAGUAUCAGAGUGACAAACGCCGCCGCGCGUCUCCGAAGCCAGGAGAAUGAAUAAGCUAACAAAUAAAUUUAAGAAAGUU